AUGCGCUCCGUCUUCUACAUAGUCCUAGCGACUAUCCUCGCCUUCGUCACCGCAAUCCCAAUCACCCCAUCAGCACCCCGUCUCCAGAAACGCGCCGAGCAAUUCAGAUUACAAGGUCUCCGAGAGUUCGAAAUCGCCGAACGCCUCUCCGCCUCCGCAGCAGAAACAGAAACCUUCCGCUCCCGCAUCAACCACAAACUACACUCCAUCCUGCACAAAGACGACUUCGACCUCUUCUCCGGCGACAUCGCCCCAGGAUCCAUGGAAUCCCCUUCCAUGCUACCAAAAGAGGUGUCACCUGAGAGCCGCGAGUCAUUGUUCCGCUCGUUGCUUGCGCUCUUUGGGCGCGAUGACAACGGCGGCUUUGGGUAUGAGGGCAAAGAGGGCGAGAUGCGCAGACCCCAGGGAUCGAGGCAUUGGUCGCAGAGCUUCGGAGGAUUCCGCAGAUGA
This is a messenger RNA of Parastagonospora nodorum SN15, 450 nucleotides long. RefSeq lists its product as hypothetical. NCBI's taxonomy places the organism in Eukaryota, Fungi, Ascomycota, Dothideomycetes, Pleosporales, Phaeosphaeriaceae. The record is from RefSeq and is a predicted model, not a curated record. The transcript is spliced from 2 exons. Bases 1 to 450 code for a protein of 149 amino acids.